AUGGAUGGCCGACGCCUAGCUCGACAAUUACGUGUGUUUAAUACUACCUAUCUAAACCAGGGAGGUGAGGAGGGGAGUAAGGUUGCCAGCUCUACAGACGGGGAGAUUAUUAAUCUUCAGGGGAUCAACGACUACAGCGGUCAGAUCUUAAAGGAGGAGAGAACGGAAUUUGAUAGCUCCGGAGUGCUGGGCUUACUCCGUAUUUGUUCUUCACACCAUGGAGGGCAUCUAGACAACCCUGGACUUGUAACCAAGGCUGUUGGGAACGUUCUAGAGAAAUGGGAAAAGGUUUGGAGGGAGAAGGAGGGAGAAUUGGUGUCGAAGAUGAGGAUUGAGGAAACUCCAGGCGCAGUUUACGGAGAUCUUAGUCCUUGCUUGAAACCUACUCCAGUUCCAGGUUACAUUAAUCUCAGUUCUUCCUUGAAACCUACUCCAGUUCCAGGUUAUAUUAAUCUCAGUCCUUGCUUGAAACCUACUCCAGUUCCAGGUUACAUUAAUCUCAGUUCUUCCUUGAAACCUACUCCAGUUCCAGGUUACAUUAAUCUCAGUCCUUGCUUGAAACCUACUCCAGUUCCAGGUUAUAUUCAUCUCAGUCCUUGCUUGAAACCUACUCCAGUUCCAGGUUAUAUUAAUCUCAGUUCUUGCUUGAAACCUACUCCAGUUCCAGGUUAUAUUCAUCUCAGUUCUUGCUUGAAACCUACUCCAGUUCCAGGUUAUAAUCAUCUCAGUUCUUGCUUGAAACCUACUCCAGUUCCAGGUUAUAUUCAUCUCAGUCCUUGCUUGAAACCUACUCCAGUUCCAGGUUAUAUUCAUCUCAGUCCUUGCUUGAAACCUACUCCAGUUCCAGGUUUUAUUCAUCUCAGUCCUUGCUUGAAACCUACUCCAGUUCUAGGUUAUUUUCAUCUUAGUCCUUGCUUGAAACCUACUCCAGUUCCAGGUUAUAUUCAUCUCAGUUCUUGCUUGAAACCUACUUCAGUUCCAGGUUAUAUUCAUCUCAGUCCUUGCAUGAAACCUACUCCAGUUCCAGGUUAUAUUUAUCUCAGUCCUUGCUUGAAACCAACUCCAGUUCCAGGUUAUAUUCAUCUCAGUCCUUGCUUGAAACCUACUCCAGUUCUAGGUUAUAUUCAUCUCAGUCCUUGCUUGAAACUUACUCCAGUUCUAGAGGAUGGAUGUUUUGAUAACCAAGCAUUCUUUGAUACUAUUGAGGAGAGCGCAGAUAAACUCUGGAUACAUCUCAACGAGUUGGCGGGAAAGGUUAUACAACUAGGAGAGGGGAAGUACAUGAUGGCUGUACUAGGUGGAAUUUCUCUUACUAGUCAGACUUACAGUAAAUGGAUUGAAUUCACUGAUGCCUUCGCACAACAGGUGCUUGAAUACCAUAGCAGUCUGGUCGCUACUGUCGUUCUACAAGACCCAGAGAGCCAGGAUUGGACUGGGAGUAGGCAUUAUAUGGAUGGAGAAAGAACCUCAAAAUGUAUUCAAUACUGGUGGUACUAUAUGCAGGGAUUGAGAACUGAUGUGUUUAAUUAUCUAUCUCCAAAAAUCGGAAUCAAAAUAUUUGGAUCUGUGUUGAGUGACUGCCUCUCCAUUCUAGCUGUAAGGUAUAGUCAGGCGAAACCAACUCUACAACGGGUUUCACAGUACAGAGCGGAUAUUAUUGCAAUUCUGCUCUGUACUUCAGAUCUUUUGUUUUCUUCUGUUGAAAACCUGCAUGAAGUGUUGUAUCCAACUGUAUCAUGUAAAAUAUCCAGAUCUAUUCAUGCAAAAUGUCAGAUACUUGCCUGGAACUUGGUUCUUGUCGGAUGUCCACUUAAAACUUUACACAGAGUAUCUACACUGAUCCAGCCAAAGAAAGGUUCUCUCACCCCUUUAGCAAAACCUCGUGAGGAAACAUUGAUACAAUGGCUUCAUAUCAUCAACCCAGGCAUAUUCUCUAAUCCCCCGGAUAAGCUUGAGUUGAAUACGUCUGUUUACCUCACUGUUAAAAUGGCUGGGGCAUUGCCAGGGCCCAUUUGGAGUUAUGUUGUUCGGUCCUGCCUUUCCAAUGACUUUUUACUUCCAAUUCAAAUAAUGAAGAACUUUGCAGCUUAUAUUCCAGGUUGUAAAAAUGAGAAGCCAGAUCAUCUGAUGACAGAUGGAUGUGGAAACCUGCUGUGCAGCCUUAAUUGUUAUAACAGUGCAGAUUACAGCUGGCCACAGGCUGUUGGAAGUGCUGUUUUAUUUAUCACCAUGCACGGUUGUCCGGAGAAGGAUUGUUUAAAAAAGGUAAUGGAACCAGUUUUGAGAAAGCUGGAUGAAUCUAGUUUUGAAAUCCUAGAUCAGAAUAUGGCGUGGAAUGCAAAGAAACCGGUUUGGUUCCAGGCUGUUGCUGAUCUUUUAGAAGUAUUCUUUACACCCAUCCUCGAGGAGGUUAUUGAAGAUGCAGAGGCCGGUAGAAUGAAUGUUAGUGAUUCAAUCAAGAAAAUCUCUGUACAAUUUCUGGAGGUUUCUGCAGUUAUUCCGCCAUCUUUUUUCCAGGUUUGUGAAGUGAUUGAGGGACUGGUACCAGAUUCAAUCAGUCCUCUGUGUGACUCCGUGGUGGCGCACAUCAUGUUGUCUCAGAUGUACACCAUGAUCAACAAAGUCAUCAACCCAUUGGUUAAGGGAGGCAUUGCAAGGGAAAAACUGGACUUUCUAAUGGCUGUUGGAGAAGGGUUGAUUAAUAUGGUUCCAAACAAUGAAAUUCAAAGAUUAGAGGGAUUGACAGAUGCUUCAGCAAACGCUAAAACUGAUCCAUCUUAUCAGAUUGACUCCGGGAAUGAGGAAAUGAACGUUGUUGUUGCUGAACUGAUAGCCAGUGAUUUACUGGCAGAUCCGCAUGGUGGAAUUGCUUUGAAAACAUUUCACAGGUUUUUGGCCUACAACAUGGAAUGGAUUGGACAGGUUCUCGGUGUACAGCUGGGGGGCCCAACCCCCGAAAAUGAUGUGAACACAAAAACAAAUUUCAGGAUCACUCCAUGGGGUUACUUGGUGUACAGGAACAAGAGCUGCUAUGAUAUGAUAGCAAACAUUGGAGGGGUGUUGUUUGAGAAAACGCUAUCAUAUCCUGUAGAUUGGGAAUCUGCACUUAGACAUGUGCAGGAAGCUCCGGAACCUUUAGUUUCUUUACUAUUAUCCAG
This is a messenger RNA of Eurytemora carolleeae, 3158 nucleotides long. RefSeq lists its product as uncharacterized. Lineage: Eukaryota; Metazoa; Arthropoda; Copepoda; Calanoida; Temoridae. The record is from RefSeq and is a predicted model, not a curated record.